Heterostelium album PN500 is the source of this 1584-nucleotide messenger RNA. RefSeq names its product protein disulfide isomerase (gene pdi2). The transcript is spliced from 3 exons. Lineage: Eukaryota; Evosea; Eumycetozoa; Acytosteliales; Acytosteliaceae. Bases 1 to 1584 code for a protein of 527 amino acids. Gene Ontology annotation, biological process: protein folding; response to endoplasmic reticulum stress. Gene Ontology annotation, molecular function: protein disulfide isomerase activity. The record is from RefSeq and is a predicted model, not a curated record. Gene Ontology annotation, cellular component: endoplasmic reticulum.
AUGAAAUUCAAUAAAUUUGUAUUAUUGGCAACAAUUAUGUUGUUUGCCGUUGCAAUCCGUGCGCAUGGAGAUCACGGACAUCAUCACGACGAUGAGGAGGAAGAUGGACCAUCCGAUGACAAUGUCAUCAACAUGAACGAAGUAAACUUCAACGAGGUCAUCACUGAACACGAUCUCGCCCUUGUUAUGUUCUUUGCCCCAUGGUGUGGUCACUGCAAGAACUUGAAGCCACACUGGUCUGAGGCUUCCAAGUCACUUGCCACCAACAAGAAGGUUGCCCUCGGUAAAGUCGAUUGUACUGUCGAAGCUACUCUCUGUCAAUUGAACAAGGUUGAAUACUACCCAACUUUGGUCCUUUUCAGAAACGGUGUACCAGAGCCAUUCGAAUUGAAUGAAAGAACUGCUUCCGGUAUUGUCAACGCCCUCACAUCAGAGCUUUUACCACCAAUCACCAGUGUUGAAACUGAGGAAGAUUUGGAAAAGUUGAAGGCUGAAGGAAAGGAUGUUAUUGUCGGUUUCUUUGAUAACGAUCACGACGACCGUUACACCACCUUCAAGAAGUUGGUUACUCCAAUGAAGAAGUUCAUCAAGUUUGGUGCCGUCAUCAACAAGGAGUUCUCUGCCAAGCACGUCAAAUCUACUCCAUCCGCCAACAUCUACACCAAGUUUGAGGACUCUCCAGUUGUCCCAUUCACCGGUAACUUUGAACCAGAGGAAUUGACUCAAUUCAUCCGUUCCAGCAUUUUGCCAACUUUGGGUGAGAUCAACGAACACACCUACAAGAAGUACGACGGUUGCGGUCUCCCAAUUGCCUACCUCUUCAUCAAUCCAAAGGAGAAGGAAGCCACUGAAACCACAGUUGCCGAAGUCACCAAGAUUGCCGCUGCCCACAAGGGUAAGAUCGUCUUCUGUUCGGUCAACAACGUCAAGUACCCACAACAAGCCAAAUACCUCGGAUUGUCUGGUUCCAAGGUUCCAGCUCUCGCCAUCGAGAUCUCUGCCAAGGGACAAAAGUUCUUGUUCCCAGAGGACAGCGAGUGGAGUCAAACCGCCGUUUCCGAAUUCGUUCAACAAUAUUUGGACAACAAGUUGGUCCCAUUCAUGAAAUCCGAGCCAAUUCCAGCCGACAACAGCCAAUCUGUCAAGGUCAUCGUUGGUAAGACCUACGAACAAAUCGUCCUCGACGAGACCAAGGAUGUCUUGGUUGAAUUCUACGCUCCAUGGUGCGGUCACUGCAAGAGUUUGGAACCAAUCUACAAGCAACUCGGAGACUACAUGGCCGAAAACCCACAUGUCGUUAUUGCCAAGGUCGAUGCUACCGCCAACGACGUUCCACCAGAACUCGCCAUCCGUGGUUUCCCAACCAUCAAGUACUUCAAGGCCACCGACAAGAAGAACCCAGUAGAGUACAACGGUCAACGUGAUCUCGCAUCAUUGGUCGAAUUCAUCCAAGAGCACUCCACCCAAACUUUGAAGUUCUCAAAGACCGUCGAGGAAUUCUCCGGAGUUGAAGCCGAAAGCGAUAUUGAUGAGGAACCAGAAGUUGCCGUCAAGAAGAACAAGCUCCCACAUGACGAACUCUAA